UCUAUGACAGUGAACACAGGACAGCUCUGAUGAAGGCUAUACAAUGCAAGGAAGAGGAAUGUGCAACCAUUCUGCUACAACAUGGUGCUGACCCAGAUAUUAUGGAUGCCAGUGGCAACACGGCUCUCCACUAUGCUGUCUGUGCUCAGCAUAUACCAAUAGCAGCCAAACUGCUUUCAUACAAUGCAAAUAUUGAGGCAAGAAACCAGGAGAGGAAGAACAUUCUGAAGAAGACUCUUUGAGCAGGCUUUCUAUCACACCUGGCAUUGAUGAUUCAUGGCCUACACCAGAUGAAAAAGACUUCGAUUUUGAUCACAAGACUCUCCCCAAACCAAGCUUAACAAAGCUAAUGACUGCUCCUCAGCAAUUCAGGAAAAACAUAGAAGAAUAUCGUAGCAUUGUGAGACCACAAAAUAGAACUUUGUUGGCGGACAGUAGUUCUGAUAGUGCACGUGAAGAAGAUGUGGUUGAAACUCUCCAAAAGUUGCCAGUCAGAGUCCAGGGCCUCCCUCAUGCUGCCUUUCCAUCACCUGACCCUCUUCUAAAACCUCCCCUCGAGUCUUCAGCAGUCCCUGGUGCUACAAAGGUCAAAAAGCAAAUGAAUUCUGUGGAUGAUCUUGAUGACUUAACUCAGACAUCUGAAACAUCUUCAGAGGAUUGUGACUUGCUUAGCCCUAAUUGUAAGAAUUCUGUGUUGCUAAUUGAACAACUUUGAAUGGUUUGUAAAGAUUCUGUUAGCCUAUUGAAAAUCCAGGAUGCAAUUCUUUCAUAUGAAACAGUAAUAGAACUUAAAAAAAAUCGUUGUGAACUACUUACAGAAAAAAUUAAAACAACAAAAAAUAAAGUUAGUGGUCUACAAAAGGAGCUAUCAGAAACCAAAGAAAUGAAAUCACAGUUAGAGCAUCAAAAAGUGGAAUGGGAACUAGAACUUCGCAGUUUGAGAUUUACCUUAAAACAGGAACAAGAGAAAAGAAGAAAUGCUGAUAUGUUGUAUGACAAAAUUAGAGAACAAUUAAGAAGAAAAGAAGAGCAGUAUAAUGAAGAAGUUGAAAUGAAACAACAACUUGAACUCACUCUUCAAACACUAGGUAUAGAGUUGAGGACUGUAAGAAAUAAUUUAAAUCAGGUUGUAGAAGAGCGAAAUGAUACCCAGAGGCAACUUUUUCUAGAACGGAGUGCCAGAAUAUUACAAGAAGGAAUUCAAAAGGCCAAAGAAAUGGCUCAAAAGAAAGUUUCUGAUAGUCAUGAGAAAGGAGAAGAUCUUUUGCAUAAAAAUCAUAUGUUGCAGGAUGAAAUUGCCAAGCUAAGAUUGGAAAUAGACACAAUGAAAAUUCACAACCAGGAAAAAGAAAAGAAAUAUUCCGAGGACAUGAAAAUUGUAAAAGAAAAAAAUGAUGACCUUCAAAAGACAUUAAAACUGAAUGAGGAAACAUUAACAAAAACAAUAUUUCAGUAUAAUGAACAGAUUGAUGUUCUGACAUCACAAAAUGCAAUGCUAAACUCUAAAUUAGAGAGUGAAAAACAAAGCAAGGAAAGACUGGAAACAGAAGUUGAAUCAUACCGUUCUAGACUGGCUGCUGCAAUAAAUGACCAUGAUCAAAGUGAGAUAUCAAAAAGCUGAAACUCACUUUCCAGAGAGCAAAAGAUGAGUGGUUUCAUUUACAGGACAAAAUUAAUUUUUAUGUGUCUAACCUAAAAGACAACAAUGAGAUUCUUUCUCAACAGCUUUCUGAAGCUGAAAGUAAAUUCAAUAGCCUAGAAAUCUAGUUCCAGCACAUAAGACAUGCUUUGAGAGAAAAGAUUUUGAUUUUAGAACAUGUACAAAGAGACCUAAGCCAAACCAAAUUUCAUGCUCCUGAGGAGGAAACAUGAGAAGGUUCUGACACUAUUGGAUUAACAGUGACACAAAACCCCAAAGAGUGCUCCCAUGUCCUCAAGGGGCUCCUUUAAUGUAAUUCACUUCUGUCAAAUUUUCUUUUCAUGGAAUUCAGGUAUUCAGGAAUACAGUUAUUGUUUGGCUAGCACAGGAAUUUAGGUGCCAGGAAACAAGAAUUUUGGAUCAUUUCCAUUGGAAUAAUAAGAAAAAGUAGAAAAUGAGUAUUGGUGAUAGACAGUCAAGGUAAAACAAGAAAAGUUUCAGAGGAGAAUCAAAGAUUUUUAGGGAGAUCUAUGAAGAUGAAGAAAAAUAAACUAAGCCAGAGUCAUCCAUACCCUAGUUCCUUCUUUGAGAACAGAGAGCAUGAAAUUUGGCUUACAAGAUUUUGCCAGUGUUACAGAUGUCUUCCCACUCAAUGAACAGAAGCUUCAUGACACCAUGAAACAGGGAUCAGGCAAAGGGUUUUGUCUGUUUGUCUGUUUUUUCCCAUUCAAGCUUUCCUUUCUUAUGCGAGGCAAGGCUAAGCUAAAGUCAGAUGUCAUGCCCAUUCCUUCAAUCCCCCUGCCAAUGGAAGAAAAGUAGUCCAAGGGUUCAAAGUAGUCCAAGGUUCCUGACUUGUCAUGGCUUCCUCUCAAAGAGGCAGACAUCAAAGAAAAGCCCUGUGGAUAUGGGGGUGAUCCUUAUCAUUUCCCAUCAGUUCCAAGGUGGCAUCUAGUCACAACAUUUUUUUUCUUUGGAGCACCGAGGGACAUUCUUUUUCUUCACUAUCCUAAUAGAAUCACAGGAGAUAAAGCAGUACAAUCUCCAAGAUGGCUUUGGAUUAGAGAUUGUCUGCAUUUGUUAUUUCCUCCUCCCUUAGUAUUGUCUGUCUUCUCAGAAAAAGGCACUCAGACCUUGAGAGAUUUCCUUAAUAACAGAUAAUAGUCACACCCGACUAAUUUUAUGUGCUUCUUAGAAGAGAGGCAAAACAGCAUAUGUAAAAUACAAGGAGCUCUUCAAGACCAUAAUGCUACACUAAGUUUUACUUCUGAAUCAUAGAAAGGUCCUGAAUGCUCAUUGUGUAAUAUUUUGAAAAAUGUAGAAAAGCAUGGAAGAAGAAAAUAAAAAUUGCUCAUAACCCAUCACUUUUAAGAGGGCAAAUGAUAGCCUGAGGGUCAAAUCCUGUCCAGUGCCUCUUUCUUCCAGUAUGGCCCUCAAGCUAAGAAUGUUUUUUAUGUUUUUAAAGGGUUGUAAAAAACAAUAACAAUGCCUACCAGGAUGACAACAACACACACACACAAAGAAGAAUAUGUGACAGAGACUUUAUAUGGCCCAGGAAGACUAGAAUAUUUACUAUUUGACCCUUUACAGAAAACAUCUUCUGACUCUUGAUAGAAAGUAACAACUAUUAUUUUGGUGCCUUUCCUCUCUUGAGUACCUGUGCAAAUUUUUAAGAAAAAAAUCUGUGAUAAUCUUUGAUUUUGUAUAUUAUUUUUUCCUCCUACUCUAAUACUAUGUCAUGUACAUUUUACCCAUCAUUAAAUAUUCUUCAAAAA
Choloepus didactylus (southern two-toed sloth) is the source of this 3411-nucleotide messenger RNA. RefSeq names its product ankyrin repeat domain-containing protein 26-like. The record is from RefSeq and is a predicted model, not a curated record. The transcript has a single exon. Lineage: Eukaryota; Metazoa; Chordata; Mammalia; Pilosa; Megalonychidae. The coding region runs from base 716 to 1621 and encodes 301 amino acids.